GCUUUAUUUCUCCACAUCAGCAUCGUCUUUGCCUAAUUGGAUUUGCUGAAUACGGUUUUAUCAUCUUUGGGCAUACAAUUUGUCCUAUUUGGUGGGCUUCUAAAAAUUCCAAGCCCAGAUCAUCAGCCUCCAAUAGCUGCCGUGAAGCGUAACCUCAUCUCUUUCUUCUCCGUUGAAGUGUUGUAACUUCUUCUUCUCUUGCCUUCCCACUUCCACCUUUUUCAUUACUAUUCUCCAAAUCCGUUUCGCCUUUUAUUCUCAAUCCUUUUAUUGAACUUAAUCAAUAGAUUCCUUUCACCUUCCUCUCCAUUGUUCUAUUUAUAGAUCUAUUUUCAUAGAUUAUGUUACCAUUAAAAUCCAAAAAAAUCUCUCAAAUAGCUAUUCCGAUGGAACCCAAUGGUAACUCAUCAGGCUUCAGCGAUCAGAAGACCAACAAGAAGAUAUUCACUCCCUCCGCGACUAUGAAGCCACACGGGAAGUCCACUGCUGCCUUGGCGAUUGCGGCUAAACCUAACGGCAAAAGGGCUGUUUCAUCUGCCAUUCCGAAGAAGCAAAAAUCUGAUGUUGCUCUCUCCUCCGCGCAUGGUGACCGAGUGAUGUUCUUAAGAGAUGUUUCUCGCUGCCCACACGAAACCGAGUUGAGGUUUCUUCUGAUUAAUUUUUGGGAGGCUCGAAAUCCAAAUACGAAAGAGCUCAUUGGACAGGAGUUGCUUCUUAUUGACGAAGAGGAAGCUGUUAUUCAAGGUUUUGUUCCAGCAGGACGGGUUGGGAUGUAUGAGCUGACACCAGGAGCUGUUUAUAAACUGCCUGGCUUCUUCGGAUCCAGGAGCAAAGUCACGUUUCGGGUUGCUGAUCAUAGCGUCACUGUAUCGUUCUCUUGGAACUCUGAUUUGUCGGUUCUUGAUAACCAUCCUGUCCCAAUACUCCAAGAUAGGUUCUGGUUCCAUAACUAUGAGGAGUUUCAGGCCAACUGUGACCACAGGGUGACCUUUAUGAUUAUGUUGGUCACAUGAAACUGGUGAAUGGGUAGACUAUCACUGACCACACUGUCCUUGAUGAAGUUGACAUAGCAAAUAAGCGGCAUCUGUGUGUUCAUGUCCAGACACAUGUGUACGAUACGAUAGGGCACACGCACAAGUUCGUUGUCAAGGUUUCAGAUUAUAAUCUGAAAGGCAAGACUCAAACCAUAACUGUCACAAAGAUACUUCCACCAGAGGUUCCACUUGCUAUAUCACACUUGGAAGAAGGCACUGCUCAAGCAAUGUCCGAUGAUGUUUUGAAGAGUGGAGGUGAAGAAUCUGGUCCUUCUACGGGCUUUGAGCAUUCUGCUGGUGAUAGGGUUAGGAAAUCAUCUGAGAAUCUUGAAUCAAUUGAAGCCAAGCGUUCCAAGAGUGGCUAAUAGCGCCUCUGCAUAUCCUCUUUUGCAGUGAUUGUGUGUUGCUGCAUUUUAAGUAAUGUUUUUAUGUCGCUAAUAAGUUUUAAGAACUGGUUUUGUCUAUUAAGAGCUUAUGUUUUGUUUUUUUCAUAUCUAAACUUUGUUUUUGCAGCAUUUUAAUUAUCUACGUUAAAACUUCUUUUGCUUA
This is a messenger RNA of Brassica rapa (field mustard), 1583 nucleotides long. RefSeq lists its product as uncharacterized. NCBI's taxonomy places the organism in Eukaryota, Viridiplantae, Streptophyta, Magnoliopsida, Brassicales, Brassicaceae. The record is from RefSeq and is a predicted model, not a curated record.